Messenger RNA from Opisthorchis viverrini, 228 nucleotides. RefSeq lists its product as hypothetical. The record is from RefSeq and is a predicted model, not a curated record. Lineage: Eukaryota; Metazoa; Platyhelminthes; Trematoda; Opisthorchiida; Opisthorchiidae. Bases 1 to 228 code for a protein of 75 amino acids. The transcript has 2 exons.
AUGAAGUUAUGCACACGAAUAAUGGAAGACAACGCGGCUAGAAGCUUGAAGAAGAAGACAUCUCAGCAACAGCAAGAACAAGCAACCAGACGGGUAGUCCUACCUUACAUCAAGAAUACAUCAGAACUGGCAACCAGAUUAUUGGCUCAAAAAGGAGUCUUCGUGGACCACAAACAGAAUGCCACUCUAAGGAAAUUAAUCUCUAGACCAAAGGACAACCGGGACUAG